AUGCUCUCCCGAACGACGAGGCACCUCGCGCCCCUCCGCACCUUCGCAGCGCGCCAAUCCCCAUCCACUUCGCAGUAUCCCACUUCCCUAAGGGCACGUUUCUCCUCUUCCUCCUCCUCCUCGUCUUCUCCUUCGCCGGGAAGACGGGAAGAACCUCGAUCCCCUAAUGCGCAAUUCUACAAGACCUUCGGCCGCCCCAUGGCCAAGGUCUUCCUCCUCGCCGUCUUAACCUACCAACUUGCGUACUACUUCUGGGUGCGCCUGGAGAACAACGAGAUCAAAGCCGAGAUGCGAGGCAAGCGCUCCCCUCCCUCACUCUCCUUACGUGAAAUCCGCUUCUUAGAAGCUAACAUAAACAAACCAAAUUACAGCGAUUAUUUCCGAUCUCGAAGCCAGGAUAGAACAGCUCGAAAAGGCGCGGAAUAA
Molecule: messenger RNA, 426 nt
Organism: Daldinia caldariorum
Lineage: Eukaryota; Fungi; Ascomycota; Sordariomycetes; Xylariales; Hypoxylaceae
Exons: 2
Coding region: 1-426 (141 amino acids)
Source: RefSeq, a predicted model, not a curated record